Durio zibethinus is the source of this 3459-nucleotide messenger RNA. RefSeq lists its product as uncharacterized. The record is from RefSeq and is a predicted model, not a curated record. NCBI's taxonomy places the organism in Eukaryota, Viridiplantae, Streptophyta, Magnoliopsida, Malvales, Malvaceae.
GAGCCUAGCAUGCUAAAUCUGUUAAUUAUUUUCUUAAAAAAAAAAUCCUUCGACAAAAAAACCUGCUAAAAGCCUAAGAGGCUAAAAUAAUAACCUUAACCAGGAACAAGAAAUUCGAGGACAGAACUGAACCAAAGGUCAACAACCAAACAGGCCCUAACAGGAAAAUCCAAUCUUGGUCAUAGGAUGCGAAGAACACAACAUACAUUUAGAGCUUCCUGUGUUUAAGACUCUCUUUUUUAUGCAGUUCCCCAAAAUUCUGUCUUUGGUUUUUUUAAUCUUCAAGAACGCCAUUUUAUUUUUUUAAAAAACCUUCCCUUUAAUUUAACCCUUUUGUUUUUCAAUCAGUGGAAAACAGAUUAGACAAACCAAAUUUUAGCUUUAUAGCAUCAAGAACAAAAGAAUAUCACGCUUUAUUGACCCCCUUUUCUUUAAUGCUCAUUUACUUCUCAUUUUUAGGGCUUUUAUUGUUUCUCUUUAUUUGGGUCUCUUUCAUUUUUCUUCUCCAUAGUGACUGCACUUCCCCUGGUCCAAGGUGAAAUUUUUUUGGUUUAGGGGAGGUCUUUUCAUGUCAAAACUAUCAUCCAUGGUUCCCUUUCUGGACUAGGGAUGGCUUAAAGUAAUUUCCUUUCUUACGAAGCUACGACAAUACAUAUAAUUUCAUGGCUCGAAAAGGUAAUCAGCAGAAGAAUGGGAAGAAAAGGGGUUCAGAGGCAGUCCCCAAUGCAAAUGGAAGAGGUAAAGCAAGUGAGGUAAAGGUUUUCCCUGGAGAGGAACUACCAAAUGGUAAUCCUCCUGGCAGUCCUUCAGCAGAGAGCGUUAGCAAAGGUCAUCAUGCAGGUACUGAGAAUAACUAUAAGCAGAAUGCUGAGGAAUCUGUGACAACAGAGAAACAUGGGGAUGCAGCUGAGGUUCUUGGCCGAUCAAUAUCUUCUGGGAGCAAUUCAGAGGUUUGUGUUGAAACUGCACCUUCAAAGGAAGCUUCAAGUGGAAGGGAAGAGAAUGAAAUAUCACCUGGUGAGAACCUUAAUCUGAAACACAAAAAAGGAGUUUGGAGCUGCUUGCUGAAUGGUUUUCACAUUAAAGAUGCCUUGGAUAAUGUAGAGUUUUCAGAUAAUGUGGUGGUAAGAAAUGUGAGAGCAUCAGCUGUAUCCACCUUGAAGGUGAUAAGCCAGUGGCUGGAGAGGCAGAGGCCAAUUUUCAUUUCCCUCACAGCUAACAUGUAUAAUGCUCGAGAUCGUGUCAAAGUAAAGAUUGAGAGUUUAUAUCCCGUUGUGUUGAGAUGGCUCGUGCAUUUUGGAAAUAUAAUGCUUCUUUUAUCAUUAGUCUGGUUGGACUGCACUCUUAGGGGCAUUGAUUCCUUCCUGCGCAUGGGUACUACAUCUCUUUUUUCAGUUAUAUGGUGCAGUAUUUUCUCAAUGAUUGCCGUGGUCGGGAUGGUGAAGUCUCUUAUGGUCUUGGCCAUAGCUGCUCUGACAGCAGUUUUUGUUGGGGUUACUGUCGCAAUGUUGGUAGUAGCUGUUUUUGGAACUAUUUUCCUGUGGUUUUAUGGAAGUUUCUGGACAACACUUCUUGUGAUCUUCCUUGGAGGGUUGGCAUUUUCAUUUAGCCAUGAGCAUAUUGCAUUAUUGAUCACCACAAUAUAUUCUGUAUAUUGUGCUUGGAUAUAUGCUGGAUGGCUCGGUUUACUUUUGGCUCUAAAUCUAUCAUUUAUCUCAAGUGAUGUUUUGAUCUACUACCUAAAUAACAACAUAAAUCAGCAAGCAAGACCUGAUGGAAACCCCGAACAAACCAAUGGAAUGCAUGGUCAACCAGGCUUCUUCAAUGAAGAGUCAGUGCAUGCUUCAUUCUCUGAAAAUGUCCCAGGGUUUUCAGCAGAUCGUGGUCCUGGUGUAGCUUCAACUAGUGGGGUUGAUACUGAGAUAACUUCUGAAGAGGAAGUUGCUCGAUUGUUGAACUGCACUGAUCACUAUUCUGUAUUGGGUUUGUCACGAUAUCAGAAUGUUGAUGUUAAUGUACUGAAGCGAGAAUAUAGAAAAAAGGCAAUGCUGGUCCAUCCUGAUAAGAAUAUGGGUAAUGAAAAGGCUGCAGAUGCUUUUAAAAAACUUCAAAAUGCAUAUGAGGUCUUACCUGAUUCCUUGAAGCGAAAAGCAUAUGAUGAUGAACUUAGGAGGGAGGAGCUGCUAAACUAUUUCCGCCGGUUUGAAAAUGCUUCUCAAAAGAAUGGCCGACAUGGUUUUUUUUCCUCUGUAUUUGCACGUUCAGAGGCUGACGGGAAGGAACCUUUUGGAGAAUCUAGGCAAAUUGCCUGCAAAAAAUGUGGUAACUUUCAUGUCUGGGUACACACCAAGAAAUCAAAAUCUCAAGCAAGAUGGUGCCAGGAAUGCAAAGAUUUUCAUCAAGCAAAAGAUGGAGAUGGAUGGGUUGAACAAUCUUCGCAGCCCUUUUUUUUUGGGUUAUUGCAGAAGGUGGAUCCUCCCUCUUCCUAUGUCUGUGCUGAUAACAAGAUAUAUGAUGCUACUGAGUGGUAUAUUUGUCAGGGAAUGAGAUGUCCACCUAACACACAUAAGCCAAGUUUUCAUGUGAAUACUAGCGUGACUUCCAAGCAUAGUACCAGCAAGGGAUCAAGUUCAGGACAGAGAGGUGGCAAGAUACCAACACCUAAUCUGGAAGAAACCAUGACAGAAGAAGAAUUCUUAGAGUGGUUACAGAAUGCAGUACAAGCAGGCAUGUUUGACAAUUUUAGCGGCAGCACCUCUGCUGAGACCCCGUUUGCCAAACCGGGGAGUGGCUCGAAGAGUAGUGGUAGCAAUACGAAUGGUGGCAGUGGAAAUAAGAGAAAGAAAAAAGGAAAGAAACAAUGGUGAGCAGUCAUCAUGAUUUGUUUGUAACCCCAGAUUCCUUAGAGGGUUAAGCAAUUUUUGGCAGUAAAAACAACUGAUUGCCUCCUGAAAGCAUGAAUCCAAGUUGAACUUAUUCUCGGGAAAGUAUGAGUAGAGGCGCCUUGAGCAUAUUAUCAAGCCAAUGUAAUGUAGCAUUUUAUCUUCUUCCUAUCUUUUUCUUUUUCCCGCAGUUUCCUCAAAUAAUUAGAUAAGGAGCAUCAUACAAAGUAUGAAAUAGAUUGCAAAGCCUGGAGGUUAAUCUUUCCUGGUGACAGCAUUUCCAAAUAUUUGCAGUGGCCUACUUAUUCUUGUCUUUAUUUUGAUUUUUUUUUUUUUUCUGUUCAGAGGAAAGUCUUGCCAUUAACUCAAAAUGGAUUGAUUUAAAUUAACGCGAAAUCUCGUAUAAAUCACAAUUCACACAUCCCAAUCUUUCGAUGUAAGCCUGUCUAAUGCGAGAUGUGAGUUUCACUUAAUUGGGACGUUCAGGCAUUACUUUUAUAGUCCAUCGCUGAUGGCUUACGGAAACAAAGAGAACAUAUAAUUUGUUGUUGUUGUUGUUUUUUUUUUUUUUUUUUUU